GACUCCGGGACGGCGCCGACGACCCCGAGCAAGCCUUGGACUUCAGCUCCUUGGGCGCCCUGACGUCGGUGCCUGCGCUCGCGAAGUUCGACGAUGACAACUUCUUGCUUUGGGGCUCUGGGGCAGGCCCAGCGGGCGGGCGCAUCCCGGCGCACGGGGCCACAGUCAACACCGAGCUCAUGAGCUCCUGCAACCUCUGGCUCGCCGACGGGACGUUUCGGAUGGCGCCGGGGCCAUUUUCGCACGCGUGCACGGCCCGCGCCUUCAGCAACGGCUUCACCAUCCCGUGCAUAUUCUUCUUGUUGCCAGAUAAGACCAGCAAGACGUACAGGCGCAUGUGGGACAAGGUCUGCGAAUUCAUCCCGGAGGGCGCGGCGAACAAGACCUUGCUCGUCGACUUCGAGAAGGCGUCCUACCAGCGAGUGCAGAAGAUCGGGCUUGCUACCAGGUGCCGCGAGAUCAAAGCGUUCCGCUUGCGCGCGAAGACGCUCCAAUGGUUGGCCUUCCUGCCGCUGGAGGAUGUCAUCGCUGCCUUCGAAAUGCUCGACCACGAGUUCGAGGACGGGGGGGCGCAGAUCCUGGAGUACCUCGAGGAGACGUGGAUCGGCAAGAAGCCCAGCCGCG
Molecule: messenger RNA, 624 nt
Organism: Prorocentrum cordatum
Lineage: Eukaryota; Dinophyceae; Prorocentrales; Prorocentraceae
Source: the annotation of a GenBank genome assembly